This is a messenger RNA of Budorcas taxicolor (takin), 1731 nucleotides long. RefSeq names its product ladinin 1 (gene LAD1). NCBI's taxonomy places the organism in Eukaryota, Metazoa, Chordata, Mammalia, Artiodactyla, Bovidae. The transcript is spliced from 10 exons. Gene Ontology annotation, molecular function: structural molecule activity. The record is from RefSeq and is a predicted model, not a curated record. The coding region runs from base 1 to 1731 and encodes 576 amino acids.
AUGUCGGUCAGCAGGAAGAGCUGGGCCGCUCUGUCCAGCCUGACCCGGCAGUGGACUCUGGAGGAUGAGGAGGAACAGGAGCGAGAACGCCGGCGGCGACACCGGAACCUGAGCUUUGCCGCGGACGACGAGGACCCGCCGGCCCCCGAGAGACUGCUGAGCGUGGAGGAAGCAGAGGGGCCCCAGCCACCAGCCCCAGACCCCAGAGAUGAGGAGGAUGUCCGGGCCGUCCUGAGGACGCGGCAGGAACGGAGGCAGAGGCGCCGGGAGGCCCCCCUCUCUGAGCCGCGGGAGGCCCCCGUCUCGGAGCCGCGGGAGGCCGGGCAUCCACCCCCGGCCCCCGAGGAGCGGGUGCAGUCGCCGUCCGGCCGGAGACUGAGCCCGCAGCGUGGCUCCACGGAUGAAGGGGGCCUGGCAGGCAGGGCGCCUGCGGGCUCCGAGAAGCCGUCUGCUGCAGGGAAGACACUUCAGCCGGAAGUGAGCCUGGAUCCUGAGACCCCCAGCCCCAGUAAAUGCUCCGUGUCCCAGAAGAUUGCUGUGCUGGAUGAGAGAGCCUUCUCAGGAAAGAGGGUGGUUCCAGACAAAGCCAGUGUCUCGGAGAAGAGACUGGUGUCUGAGAAAGCCACUGUCUUCGAGAAGACGCUGGCCCCUGAGACGCAGCUGGCCCCAGGCAGGGCCAUGGCCCCAGCGCAGCCCCAGGCCCGGGAGCACCCAGCCUCAGUGGAGCGCCCGCCCAGCCCCAGGGGGCAGCGGGGUGCUGGGGGCGCUGGGCCUGAGAAGGAGCCUGAGUCCUCGGCGGGGCCUCUGCCCCGGGCUGGCAGCCUCCCGCCUGUCACUCUGCAGGUGAGGACCCCCAGCAUGGAGGCUGAGGCAGAGCCCCCCUCGCCGACACGGGCCUCACCCACCUUCAGCAGUGCCCUGCAGCGCUCCAGCCCCCGCACCAUCUCCUUCAGGAUGAGCCCCCGGAGAGACAGCUCAGAGGUGGCCUUAACCCGCAGCGCCAGCGUGAGGAUCCCGGCUAGCUCAGUCAAAUUAGGCCCGAAGCUGGAGCGAUACCACUCAGCCAUACAGAGAUCAGGGUCUGUCAAGAGUUCAAGCCCGUCCCGCACCGAGUUCCUCGUGGCUCCUGUGGAUGUUGCCAGCAAGCGCCACCUCUUCGAGAAAGAGCUGGUGGGCCAGAGCCGAGAGGGCCCAGCCUCCAGCCGCAAGGAGAACUUGCAGCUCUCAGGGGUGGUGACGUCACGGCUCAACCUGUGGAUCAGCAGGACCCAGGAGUCAACACAGCAGGGCCCGCAGAACCAGGAGACGCAGAGAGAGUCAGCAGCUGGCAGGAGGCCCCAGUGGAGGAAGAAGCCAGAGCCCCCGCUGGGUGCCGAGGUGUGUGGGGGCCCAGGGGCUGGGGCGGCUGUCCCUGGAGAAUGCGGGCCGGUAGUGAGAAGCCAGCCUCAGGCCAGCAGCUGUGCCGGCCGCCUCUCCCGCCCGCUUUCUGCCUUGGACCCGGGAGGACGCUGGCUGGCAUCUUCCCCACAGCCCUGUGGGCGCAGGCGUGCCCCGCACCUUGUCUGGCUGUGGGCACUGCGCGUCUGCACAGCCUCGCCACCCUGUCCACGUGGACUCCUGCUCUUCCUCCUCCUCCGGGGCCGUCGGGUCGCACCGGUGUCUCCGUGCGCCUCUCCCAGGCUGGCCCUCACCAUCCUUGCACUGCCUGCCAGGCUGGAGGAGCCGCGCUGA